Drosophila eugracilis is the source of this 3365-nucleotide messenger RNA. RefSeq names its product serine/threonine-protein phosphatase 2B catalytic subunit 3 (gene CanA-14F). Gene Ontology annotation, biological process: calcineurin-mediated signaling. The record is from RefSeq and is a predicted model, not a curated record. The transcript has 2 exons. Gene Ontology annotation, molecular function: calmodulin-dependent protein phosphatase activity; calmodulin binding. Lineage: Eukaryota; Metazoa; Arthropoda; Insecta; Diptera; Drosophilidae. Bases 520 to 2280 code for a protein of 586 amino acids. Gene Ontology annotation, cellular component: cytoplasm; calcineurin complex.
UCCAAUCGGAAUCGUUCCUCGAUAAGCCCAGACAAAUCACGCCUCUAUCGAUUUAUUACAAGAAAGGAAAACGAACGAGCGUGUUAUCGAGUGCAACAUUUGCGAUUUGCCCUGCUGCGCGCGUGCACUUUUUAUUAAUCUCCCGUAUAAAUCAGAUAUCGCAGCGCUUUUCUCUCGUGUGCAUUUCCAACGCGCUUCGCUAACACACAAAAAAGAAGUCAAAAGCAAGAAAGCAAAAGCCUAAAACGUCGAGAGUGAAAAACGAAUAGAAAAUUUGAGCUAAAAGCAAAGCGAAGCUAAGAGCCCAAGGAAUAACAAGCUAGCGAGAGAGGGGAAUUCCAGUAACAAAAACUAACAAAGACCAAGGAGCAAACAACACCAGGUGGUGGAACAGAAGCUGGCGCAUCUGGGGCAGUGACACGUGAUCUCAGGUGGGAAGAGCCAGCCAGCCAGCUAACAGCUAAACCGAAGUCAGCAGAGUUGAGGACGCAGGCGGGGCAGUCGGAGGAACGGGCAACCAUGUCUUCGCCGGCGGCGCAGAGCAACAGCAGCAGCAGCCAGUCGCAGUCCGCAGCCCAGCAGCAGCAGCAGCAGCAGAAUCAAAAGGCUAAUGUCAAUAACACACACGACAACAAGAAUGCUACGGCGACGACGGGGACAGCGGCCGGUGGAGCUGGUGCAGCUGGGGCGGUGGGCACACAACAGCAGGGCCAGGGCGGUACCUCAGGAACUGGUACCUCGAGCGGACCAUCGAGCCCCACAAAGCGCAGCACAAUAUCGACAAAGGAGCGUGUGAUCGACAGUGUGCCAUUUCCACCAAGUCGCAAACUCACCUGCGCAGAUGUAUUUGAUGCGCGGACCGGAAAGCCGCAGCACGAUAUCCUCAAGCAGCACUUCAUCCUGGAGGGUAGGAUCGAGGAGAGCGCCGCCCUGCGCAUCAUACAGGAGGGUGCCACGCUAUUGCGCACGGAAAAGACGAUGAUUGACAUUGAGGCGCCGGUGACGGUGUGCGGUGAUAUCCAUGGCCAGUUCUACGACCUGAUGAAGCUAUUCGAAAUCGGCGGCUCGCCGGCGACCACCAAGUAUCUGUUCCUUGGCGACUACGUCGAUCGGGGCUACUUCAGCAUCGAGUGUGUCCUGUAUUUGUGGUCACUGAAGAUCACCUAUCCGCAGACGCUGUUCCUGCUGCGCGGCAACCACGAGUGCCGGCAUCUGACCGAGUACUUCACCUUCAAGCAGGAGUGCAAGAUUAAGUACUCGGAACGUGUGUACGACGCCUGCAUGGACGCAUUUGACUGCCUGCCGCUGGCGGCACUUAUGAACCAGCAGUUCCUCUGCGUGCACGGCGGACUGUCGCCCGAGAUACAUGAACUGGAGGACAUCCGGCGGCUCGAUCGUUUUAAGGAGCCGCCUGCCUUUGGCCCUAUGUGUGACCUGCUGUGGUCCGAUCCGCUGGAGGACUUUGGCAAUGAGAAGAACUCUGACUUCUAUACGCACAACUCCGUGCGCGGCUGCUCGUACUUCUACAGCUAUGCCGCCUGCUGCGACUUCCUGCAGAACAACAACCUGCUGUCGAUCAUCCGGGCGCACGAGGCGCAGGACGCCGGCUACCGUAUGUACCGCAAGAGCCAGACUACCGGUUUCCCAUCGCUGAUCACCAUCUUCUCGGCGCCCAACUAUCUUGACGUGUACAACAACAAGGCAGCGGUGCUGAAAUACGAGAACAACGUGAUGAACAUCCGGCAGUUCAACUGCUCGCCGCAUCCGUACUGGCUGCCAAACUUCAUGGACGUGUUCACCUGGUCGCUGCCCUUCGUUGGCGAGAAGGUCACCGAGAUGCUGGUCAACGUGCUGAACAUCUGCUCCGAUGAUGAGCUCAUGACCGAGGAAAGCGAGGAGCCACUCUCGGACGACGAGGCGGCGUUGCGCAAGGAGGUGAUCCGCAAUAAGAUCCGUGCCAUCGGCAAGAUGGCGCGUGUCUUCUCUGUGCUGCGCGAGGAGUCCGAGUCGGUGCUGCAGCUGAAGGGCCUGACGCCCACGGGCGCCCUGCCCCUCGGCGCCCUAUCCGGCGGCAAGCAGUCGCUCAAGAAUGCCAUGCAGGGCUUCUCGCCCAACCACAAGAUUACCUCGUUCGCGGAGGCCAAGGGCCUGGAUGCCGUCAACGAACGUAUGCCGCCGCGCCGAGACGCAACGCCAUCGCCGGCGGAGGAGGGCCAGAAAUCACUGUCAGCCGCGGCAGCAGCAGCGGCCAAUGCAAAUGCGAAUUCAAUCAAUGGAUAAUUCUAAGUCAGUUAGCACCAAGCUACAGCUACAGCUAAAUAACAGUCAAGUUAGUCAGUCGGAUCGAUGGAUCGAUGGGUCAAUGGAUCCAGGGGAUCGGAGGAUCAAAGGAUUGGAGGAGAAGGAGCAGCAAAGUCAGUUAGUAGUCGACAGUUAAGCAGCGAACGGUGGGAGGGAGUCAGCAAAACAGUUCGGAACAUAAGAAUAGUCUCAAGUUUGGCUCAAAAGGAGGAGAUUGAUAACUGGGCAUUACAGAUAUACAAAACACACAGCUAAAUGAAAGAUCAUAAUAUAUAUAGAAGGCGGAAUUGGUCAAGGAUAGUAAGGAUCAAAGAGCAGAGACACCACAACAACAACAACAAAAACCACACACACACAUAUAUACACACACAGCAAGUGUUAACGAGUACUUAUUGGUAUUAAAUGCAAAAGGAAAAACCAAAAACAAUUGACAGUAACAAUGCGAAAAACAAGAACAUCCCUCGUAAAUGGAAGAUAAUUAUAAAAGUUGAAAGAUUAUAGAAUUAUAUAUAUAAACAAAUAUAUAUAUAUAUAUAUAUCAAAAUUUUGUGCAACGUUAUAUCAAAAGAGCAAAUGUAAAAGCUAAGCAAAAGUUGAAAGAAGUCCAGCUUUUGGCAAGCAGUUGACAAGAAGAAGCAGUAGAGUUGCAGAUGCAGUUGCAAGUUGCGCGCAUUCCCCCAAUUCAAAAAAAAAAUUAUAUAUAUAUAUAUAUACAUAUAUAUAUAUAUAUAUGUAUGACAAAAUGGAAAACCAAACUUAAACUUAAUACAAGCAAAUUAGAUAAUUUCAAUUAUUUGCUAACAAAUUGUAAAACGAAUCGAAAACCAACUCUCAUCUCUGUAAAGUCAAACCAAAAAACAAAACAAAUUGAGUGACAAAUGCGAAAGAGAACUAAUUCUAGCAUCUAAAAAACUGAAACUUUCGAAACUACUUUCGUUGUGUGGCGUCUGCGGCGACUUCUUCUCAAAAACUAAAAACUAAAAACUAAAGAAAAAGGCAAACAAAAAAACCAAACAAAGCAAAGAAUAAAUUUAAAUAAUUAAAUGAAAAGAAACAACUUCCUA